Messenger RNA from Phanerochaete carnosa HHB-10118-sp, 1906 nucleotides. RefSeq lists its product as uncharacterized. The record is from RefSeq and is a predicted model, not a curated record. Bases 8 to 733 code for a protein of 241 amino acids. Lineage: Eukaryota; Fungi; Basidiomycota; Agaricomycetes; Polyporales; Phanerochaetaceae. The transcript has 7 exons.
AGCGACCAUGGCGACCUUCAUCCCAUCGCCCCCUCCCAAAAUGCUUGGAAAGCGCGCCCGUAACAGCGACGGCAUCAAUAUCGACUAUUCGAAGCCGAUACCGUACCCGCCAUCCGAGGAAGCUAUAGAGGCGAUGAGACUCAGGAUUCUUCAGCUCGAAAACGAGCUGCGUGCCACGAAAAAGCAGAAGAUCACCCCGGCUCCGGUGCAGCAGACGACGCUCGCCGCUGUUGCAGGAUCCUCGAAAGCGUCCGUGAUUCCUACUGAGCGCGACAUAAAGGCGGAGGCUAAGCUAGUCAAGACGCGAACAAAGAGUCUCUUUGACCAGAUCAAGAAGGCGGCCAAAGCUGAGAAGUACCAGAACGUCAAUCGCACAAUUAAAGUAGAAGAGCACUUUUCGCAACCCGACUUCGAGCUCGUCUUUGGCAGCAGCGGCACGCUCAUACAGCCCACAUCGGCCAACAAGCCGACGUCGAAGGUGUGGAUACGCAAGUAUACUUCCCAGGCAGACUUCCAUGCCCUGUUCGGUGAAGCUUGGAAGCCGGAACAGCUCAAGGGGAAUCAGUGGAGUGUUGGGAGUAUUUUCGUUGGCAAAGGCCAGAAGCUUGGGCAGGUUCAGCUGAAAAUCCAUGAGAUCGAGGUUCAAUGGAGCCAGAACACGGGCAAGGGUGUCCUGAAGGUCGACAUUUCCGAAGAACACAUGAGCGGCUGGGGUCACUACAAUGAGUGGUGACCAUCGCUUGCAUACAGUUCCUCAGUCUUGUUGGCAAGUCCUCUUAGCUUACUAGCUUGUAUAUGCGUACCAUAUCGUCCCCAUGAAUCUUGGAGUUCUGCGUUAAAGCUUGUAAUAUGCGUUCUACCCUUUCUAAUGUACAUACUUGCACUCAACACCGCCCAUGUCGUAGAGCAUGCUCUUCUCAGCGAAAAACUCUCGAAUGUAAAUAUAUCACCAACCGCGGCCAGGACGAAAAUCCCUGCACCGGUGCAACGGGACAGUGGCCCGGGGCAGCGUGACAGGGUGGACCGUGGUCAUCCGUACAAAUGGGAUUGAAAUGCUACGCUUGCUCUUCUGCAUCAACUGCCGCGAUGGACGCUGCCGCAGCCAGCUCUACGCGUUCCAGUUCCUCGGGUGAACGGAUGCAAAGUAUCCGGCCAUCUUGCUUCCAAGGUCGACUGUCUUCGCUUUUGGUGUAGGCGUGCAGGCUCAGCUGUUUACGAUGUUGUCAGCAGGUCCCAGGAGGUCGGUUGAAGACAACGCACGAGCAAGCGACUGGCUACCACCCCCUCCACUGCUUCCGCCGUACUGUGCGAGGUACAGAUCACUAACGAAUCCUGUGAAAACUGGGCUGGACAUACCCGGGAAACGCAAAGAACAGCUUUUCCUGGUGUCAAAAUGGUCAGAGAAAGCUCGUACAACAGAGACGGCGUGGAGACUCACAUUCAGCGGACUCCACAGCGCGAGGUUGACCAAUGCGAGCGAGAGCGUGCCCGCACACGCGAAAAUCGAGUCGCGCAUUAGCAGACGGGCAAGCUCGGACGGAUUCUCCUGCGGGCGGAUCCAUGUGUUGAUGGUCCGUGCGAGAGCGAGAGCAAGCAGUAGGCCCUCUAACCCGAUCUUAGGGAACCAAUAUACCCACUCCCAUGAAUAGAAGUGGACAUCGAAGCACCGGCUCUGACUUCCUUCCGGUUCUGGGAGAGUGUCGUUAGUCCGGAGUGACAACGUUGGAGUAGAAUUCUCCUCGCCUGGACUCGACUUCGCGAGUACUGUGAAGAAAAUUACGCUGAACGUUAUCAAGAAGCUGAGCACUGUAAAGAGAAAGAUGCGAAGUUUUCUAUUGCAUUCGUAUAGCGCGUUCACGCGGAGGAUCAACACGGCUGAGGAAUAGGAGGUCAACGUCAUGUCAAC